AUGACUGUCAAAGAACUUACUCAGCAUCUAGCUGAUACCAUAAGCACCUGGAAAAAACUUGACUUGCUGAGACAAGAUGACGAUCUGAAAUUGGACGGGAUGUCGCUUGACAUUGCUAGUGUCGUAGCAGUUGCUCGGGAAAACCAAGCUGCGCAGGUUUCCCCAGAUCCAAAGGUGUCUAAUCGCGUAAUUGCCGGUGUUAAAACACUCCAUGAGUACCUAGAAAAGGGUUACUUCAUCUAUGGUGUAAACACCGGAUUCGGAGGAAAUGCCGAUUCUCGAACUCCUGAGGUCGGCAAGCUCCAACAAGCACUUCUUCAGCUCACCCAAACAGGAAUCCUGGCGGGAGAUAGGAAUAUUCAUGGCAGUAUCGAUUCGUUACCUCUUAGUUGGGUGCGGGCCUCAAUCGUUGUGCGGUGCAACCACCUAUUGCGGGGACACUCUGGUGUCCGUUUGGACAUCAUUAAGGCUAUGUUGGAAUUGUUACGCAAUAAUAUGACACCCAUCAUCCCAUUGCGUGGUUCAAUCUCUGCAUCAGGUGACCUCAUGCCACUAUCCUAUAUCGUCGGGGUCUUGGAAGGCAACCCUGAUAUUAAAGUAUACUGGGACCGCCAACCGGAGCCUUGCGUUCUCUCGUCUCCGGCGGCCCUGGAGGCUAUAGGAAUAACACCUUUCGUUUUGGGGCCCAAAGAGGGGUUAGGACUUAUUAAUGGAGCUGCUCCCUCCGCCGCUGUUGGAAGCCUUGCGGUCUACGAUGCUAAUCAGCUUGCCGUCCUAUCUCAAGUUUUAACAGCAAUGACCUGUGAGGCUAUGGUUGGGAAUGCAGAAAAUUAUCAUGAAUUCCCCGCCUUAAUUCGGCCACACCCAGGACAAAUCGAAGUUGCUUCCAAUAUUCGAAAUGUCAUUGAGGGUUCAAAGCUUGUCGAGACAUCAGCAGCAAAAGACCAUUUCCGACAAGGGCUCUUCCAAGAUCGUUAUGCUCUCCGCGGUGCAUCUCAAUGGCUAGGACCGCAGCUCGAAGAUUUGGCACUGUCAAUGAAGCAAAUCACAACAGAGCUAAAUUCUACCCAAGAUAAUCCCGUUAUCGACUCCAAGUCCGGAGAAAUAUACUUUUGUUGCAAUUUCCAAGCGGCGUCGGUCACUUCAGCUAUGGAGAAGACUCGUGGAGCAUUACAAAUGAUGGGGAAGUUACUCUUCAGUUAUUCCUCGGAACUUAUCAACCCGGACCUUAGCAAGGGAUUGCCUCCAAACCUAGUGGCAGACGAACCUAGUUUGUCAUUCACUAUGAAGGGCGUAGACAUCAACAUGGCGGCGUAUUUAUCUGAGCUAGGAUGGUUUACGCAUUCCGUUACCCCGCAUGUGCAGUCCGCUGAGAUGCACAAUCAACCUAUUAACUCUCUGGCUUUGAUUUCAGCCAGGUACACGAUGCAAGCUGUCGAGAUAGUUUCAAUGAUGUCAGCUUGCCUUCUCUACGUGGCUUGCCAAGCGUUAGAUUUACGCGUUAGGGAUUUGAAGUUCAUGGAGGCCCUUGAAGACCAAGUGAGGAAAGCUGUAGAAGAGCAAUCGGGCCACUUGGGGGAGGAGAAAGAAACCCUUCAGAAGAGCCUCAAAGCAGCAGUUGUUCGUUCUUGGCGCGAGUCCUCUCGAGAAGACCUGCACGUCCGUAUCCGCCAUAUGUCGGAUGCUAUAGCUGCAACUUGGGUAGCGCUCAGUCAUAACAACAUCGCGGAAAACUCAAUCGACCAUCUCAAGUUGGUUCAGAAGUAUAUUUGCCAACAAGCAGAGGCUCUAUUCAAGAAGAUGCAGCAGAAAUCUUUCAACGGCGAGUUGGAUACCGAAUCAUACUUGGGAGUUUCUUCAAAGUUACUGUAUCUUUUCGUAAGAAAGGAAUUGAACGUACCUUUCCAUUGUGGGCUGGUGGAGCACCCGACGGUGAAGGGCAGUGAUGUUCCAACUCGAUCGAGGAAAACCAUUGGGUCCUGGAUCUCUAUCAUCUUUGAUGCAAUUGUCGAUGGCAGGAUCCAGACCCCCAUCUGUGAUUCUUACACCAAAACAGUGGGAAAAGGCGUUAAUGGAAAACUUCAGAACGGUGUUAAGAAAUUUAAAGGUGCAGCUGGAAAAAGACAAAUAAACGGGAAUGGAAAUCUGGCAGUAUGA
Molecule: messenger RNA, 2157 nt
Organism: Orbilia oligospora ATCC 24927
Lineage: Eukaryota; Fungi; Ascomycota; Orbiliomycetes; Orbiliales; Orbiliaceae
Exons: 3
Coding region: 1-2157 (718 amino acids)
Biological process (GO): L-phenylalanine catabolic process
Cellular component (GO): cytoplasm
Molecular function (GO): ammonia-lyase activity
Source: RefSeq, a predicted model, not a curated record